Molecule: messenger RNA, 1820 nt
Organism: Erigeron canadensis
Lineage: Eukaryota; Viridiplantae; Streptophyta; Magnoliopsida; Asterales; Asteraceae
Product: probable anion transporter 4, chloroplastic
Exons: 8
Coding region: 23-1615 (530 amino acids)
Biological process (GO): transmembrane transport
Cellular component (GO): plastid
Molecular function (GO): phosphate transmembrane transporter activity
Source: RefSeq, a predicted model, not a curated record
UCCACCAAACCCCUGCUCAAAAAUGUAUCGUUCUCCAACGGCGGCCCAUUUCUCUCCGGCCACCGCCACCAUUCUCCAAAACCCCAUCAAACCACCACACACCAUAUUCAACCAAUCAUUUUUCCAUCUCACCACUAACUCAAAAACAAAAAAAGUUAUUCAAUUUCACCAAAUAAAAAAACCAACUAAUAAUAAUUUCGGUCUUUCAUUUCAUUAUUUGCUUCGAAAACCACAAAUAUCGGUUUCAGCAGCCGAAGAAGAUGUAAACUAUGAUAAUGUUGCUUUGUCAGGGUUUGAUGAUUUCUCGGAACCGAGUUUUAUGGAGUUUAUAACAUCGGAAAGAGUGAAGGUAGUUGCAAUGGUGGGAUUGGCAUUGGCAUUAUGUAAUGCAGACCGUGUCGUUAUGUCGGUUGCGGUUGUUCCUUUGUCUUUGUCUCAUGGUUGGUCUCAGUCUUUUGCUGGUGUUGUUCAGUCAUCUUUUCUUUGGGGAUAUUUAAUAUCACCGAUAGCUGGAGGAACUCUAGUAGACUACUAUGGCGGUAAAGUAAUCAUGGCAUGUGGUGUUGCUUUAUGGUCAAUGGCUACAUUUCUCACCCCUUGGGCUGCUGAAAAUUCUCUUUGGGCACUACUUAGCAUGCGUGCUUUGCUUGGAGUUGCAGAAGGUGUGGCACUUCCAUGUAUGAACAAUAUGAUAGCCAGAUGGUUUCCACAAACCGAACGAUCCCGAGCUGUCGGGCUUGCAAUGGCUGGAUUUCAGCUUGGAAGUGCUAUUGGACUCACACUUUCUCCCAUCCUCAUGUCACGAGGUGGUGUAGGAGGACCCUUUAUAAUAUUUGGAUUAUCUGGCUUUCUAUGGGUUUUGGUAUGGGUAUCUGCAACAUCUAGCACUCCAGAACGAAGCGGCCAAAUAACAAAAUACGAGUUAGAAUAUAUUCAGAGCAAAAGGAAGCAAUCCGCCAAGGUUGAGAGUCAAAUGAAGACAGCCAAAAUGAUCCCACCCUUCAGGCGUUUACUCUCUAAACUACCAACUUGGUCUCUCAUUGUUGCAAAUUCCAUGCAUAGCUGGGGAUUCUUCGUCAUUCUUUCAUGGAUGCCCAUUUACUUCAAAACAAUAUAUCAUGUGGACCUCCGACAAGCAGCAUGGUUUAGUGCUGUUCCCUGGAGUAUGAUGGCAUUAGUAGGCUACUUUGCCGGUGUUUUUUCUGACAAACUGAUACAGAGUGGCAUGACUGUCACUUUGACUCGUAAAAUUAUGCAGUCAAUUGGUUUCGUGGGACCUGGUAUUGCUCUUAUUGGCUUGAUAAUGGCAAAAAGCCCAGUCAUUGCUUCUGCAUGGCUUACAUUAGCUGUAGGGCUAAAAUCAUUUAGUCACUGUGGAUUCCUUGUAAACCUUCAGGAGAUUGCCCCACAAUAUUCCGGUGUUCUACAUGGAAUGUCGAAUACUGCAGGCACAUUGGCUGCCAUAAUUGGGACAGUUGGAGCUGGUUACUUUGUGGAAUUGGUGGGUUCUUUUCAGGGAUUUCUGUUGCUUACAGCAGUUCUAUAUUUCUCAGCAGCUAUGUUUUGGAACAUCUUUUCCACCGGUGAAAGGGUGAAUUUUGAUGAAGACCGGUAAUUAGUUUUGUCUGCUACUCCUUUUGUAGAUAAGAUAGUUGCAUAUGUAGUUGUAAUGCAAAAUCAGUGAAAAUGUUGUACAUUCCUGGCCUUAAAGGCCCUAAGAACAGAAGGUAGGAUCUAACUAGGUUCCAUUGUUGUAAUCUCACCUCGACGGUGCCUGGUUAUUUAUUCUUGCUUAAAGAAAUGCAAGUGGAUGUGAGUUA